Molecule: messenger RNA, 164 nt
Organism: Amoebophrya sp. A120
Lineage: Eukaryota; Dinophyceae; Syndiniales; Amoebophryaceae
Source: the annotation of a GenBank genome assembly
AUUUUUUGAGCGAGUAGUUGUUGCGAGUGUUCAGAUACAAUUACAAAGUAUCGGUAGCGGUAAUCUACACCGCCGGUCCAUUCUGUGUGAACUUUUUUGUUUUCAUGCACAAACAUCGAACAGACACAGAUCCUGACACAGCCCCAGUUGUACCACCAGAAUUA